GAUUAAUCAUUGGCGAGAUAGGGGAGAGGAAUCGUAUUCAUAUAUGGGCUGAAGAGCGGUAGUAGAUUAAUGGACUUUUCCAUGUUUUUUGUUUCAACAUUUUAUGGCAAGAUAUUUAAUUUCACAUUAGCCUGCAAGUUGUUUCGUCGUCCGUCGUUUUUUUUUGCUCCCGCUGACUGGCAGCUGGCAAUGUAUGAUAGUAGUCUAUGACUUUCUGAUGUGACUGCAACUAUUGGAGUUGGUGGAUCAGAAACUUAAGUUCGAGAGUGGGUGUCACGUUUUCACAUUUUACCGACAAUUCGGAGGAGUAGGCUACAAGCUAUGGAGAGUGAAACGAACGGUAACAUCUCGAUCACUUCCCAGCUUCACCUGAACAACAGCACCAAUGCGAAUGACAGGGUGGACUCGUAUGGGUUUGAGAUGCCUGAGGGUUAUGAGUCCUAUGAAAAGAUGAUGGCUGAGUAUGUAGCCGUGCUCACCAGAAGGUCCAUCAAGUGGUCUAAACUCCUACAGGGGAAAGUCCACGUGGAGAAGAACCUGAAGGUGAAGCGGUACGUGCGUAAGGGUGUGCCCAACGAGCACCGAGCCCAGAUCUGGAUGGCAGCCAGCGGGGCCCAGGAACAGCUGGAAAAGAACCCAGGGUACUACCACUCUCUGCUGGGUACCGAGCAGCAGCACGAUGCCAAGCUGGAGGAGACCGUCAGGAUAGACAUGCACAGAACGUUCCCUGACAACGUGCAGUUCCGGAACAGCUCAGAGCCCUGUCUGCAGAAGGCUCUGUACAACGUGCUGCUGGCGUAUGGACACCACAACCAGGCUGUGGGAUACUGCCAGGGUAUGAACUUCAUUGCAGGCUACCUCAUCAUCAUCACUAAGGAUGAAGAGAAGUCCUUCUGGCUCAUGGACUCUUUGUUGGGAAGAAUACUCUCUGACUACUACAGCCCGGCCAUGCUGGGGUUGAAGACGGACCAGGAGGUGUUGGGCGAGCUGGUGAGGGUCAAAGCCCCGGCUGUGUGGCAGGCCAUGGCCCAACACAACGUCAUGUGGACCCUGGUGGUCUCCCGAUGGUUCAUCUGCCUCUACAUCGAUGUCCUGCCUGUAGAGACGGUUUUACGGAUCUGGGACUGCCUGUUUUACGAGGGCUCUAAGAUCCUGUUCCGCGUGGCCCUGACUCUGAUCCUCCACCACCAGGCUGAGAUCCUGCGGGCCCGCUCCAUGGUCGAGGUGUGUGAGCGCUUCAAACUGAUCACCCAGGGAGCCUUCACAUACGACUGCCACACCUUCAUGCAGGAAAUCUUCAGGGAACCAGGAAGUCUCUCCAUGGCAACCAUCACUAAGCUAAGGGAGACAUGCAGAGAACACAUAGUGACUGAGAUGUCCAGACUCCACCCUUGACCACUCCUCCACCACUAAUAACCUCUUAAGGCAAUCACCCUGUGGUUAUCCUGGGCUUGUUCCAGGUCAUCUUCAUUGUAGUUGAGCUACAGAUGAUCAGAUUUCACAUUUGGAGAAAUAACCAGGAACCACAAAUAUGAUGACAUGGCAAUCACUCUUCUGAGAUGCUGAAUUGAGCUGCGUGAUUGUAGUACCCCCAUCUAGCCAAAUAUUAUUUGUAUUGUAAAAAGCAUUAAACUGUAAUCUUGCACUUUUCCUGUGGUAGGAUCAUGGGAAUGAUAAGUUGUGGUUUGACAGAGUGGAGAAGCGUUGUAAAUAAUGAGAUGUCAACUCUAAAAUGAAGUCAGGGGAUGUAGUUAAAUGUUCCACCCUUCUCCCCAAAGGGUACCGUAUUCCAGUCCAACCCAGGAAUUGCCUGGGGAGGAAAAUGUGAUAACGCUGAAUCAUAACUUUAAGUGUGCAUAUAAGUUCACACAAUCUUGCAUUGACUCAAUGUAUGAUUUAUCUGUCUGUGCGAUCAUACCUCAAGUUGGAAUUUGACUGGUUUAAUUGGACCAAAGUUGACUCUUUUCAACAAAGGCUGCUCUCUCACUGUAA
Messenger RNA from Oncorhynchus kisutch (coho salmon), 1992 nucleotides. RefSeq names its product growth hormone-regulated TBC protein 1-A. Gene Ontology annotation, biological process: regulation of GTPase activity. Lineage: Eukaryota; Metazoa; Chordata; Actinopteri; Salmoniformes; Salmonidae. Gene Ontology annotation, molecular function: small GTPase binding; GTPase activator activity. Bases 322 to 1395 code for a protein of 357 amino acids. The transcript is spliced from 8 exons. The record is from RefSeq and is a predicted model, not a curated record.